CUCACAAUUUUCCCAACCGACAGCGAAAAAGCAAGUCUCCUCUUGUUUCUACUAGUUUCUCUUUCUCUAGCUAGCGAUCGACCAUGGGAUGUACGUCUAGCAAAGCUGCUGCCAAUGGCGCAAGUCCAUCUUCUGCUUCUCCUUUGAAGCACCCCAAGACGGACCUACUGGAGACGGACAACGACCACAGCGAUUCCCCAUCGUCCGCCGCCGUAUUACUCAGCCACAAGAAGAAGCAAGCGGAUGCCUUGUUGGCUACCGAAGCGUACACGGAAGCCUUUCAACAGUACGAAGCCAUUUUGAAUUUGCUUCUGACAAAGUACGACGAUACACCACACGUCUCAGUGGCCGAUGCGUAUUGCGACAUGGCCGUAUGUGCCCGCGUGGGCGGCCAUCCACUGUUGGCGUGGAAAUACUACAAGUUGGCGUCCAAGAUGCAUACGAGUGUAGGCGGUGGUGAAGUCAGUGCGCCGGUCGCGGAGAUUUACGAUUGUUUGGGAUCCGUCCUCAGUGAUCUCGAUAAACCCAACGAAGCCAUUACCCAUCAUCGCAUGGCCUUGCAGAUUCAUGACAAGUUGCGCAGUACAAGUACAAGCAAUAGUAGUAGUAGUAGUACUAGUGACUGCAAGAUCCACUUUCACUUGGGCAAUUGCUACUGCGCCGUCAGAAUGUGGGACGAAGCACUGGAACAUCUGCAAAAGGCCAUGGAUGGAUUCGAAUCUGGCAACACCACCAACCACACAACAAGCACCACCGACUAUGACAUGGCCGAAUGUUAUUUGUCACUCGGAAUGGUCCAUCAAAAACAACGACAAUACGAAACGGCCUUUUCCUAUCACGAAAUGGCACUCCUCAAGGCCAUGUCGAUACUCGAUGGUCCUACCGAUGUCUUGACGUUUCGCAGUCACAUGAACAUGGGCAUUUGUCGAUACCAUCAUCAACAACAAUACUCCUCCGCACUCGACUUGUUGCAAAAGUCACUCGUCGCACAGAUUCGCAUUCAUGGAGAAUACAAUAUAGAAACGGCCACGUGUUUGUAUCACAUUGCCGAAUGUCAUUUUGCCAUGCAGCGUCAACAACAACAAAAAGAUGCUGCCAUGAUGUACUAUCAACGGGCCGAAACGGCACUCUUGCAAUCGGUGGGAGAACAACAUCGACUCAUUUAUGAAGUCUACACCAAACUCCGCAAGUGUUACAAAUCAAAAGGCGACACUGUAAAGAUGAUCGAGUACAAGGAAAAGGCCGCGCAUGUCAAGCAAGUCUUACGAGGCGACAAGAGUGCGAAAGCCGCCAAUCAUCAUCAUAAGACUACGGAAUCAUCGGGUGGUGGUGGAGAGACUACUACUACUAGUACUACGGAAGCAUCGUCCUUGAGUUUCAACUCCACCACUGGUUCGUCCUUGUUGAGUUUCAAUAAUAACAAUUCCACUCAUGGUAGUGGAGGUAUCUUGACGGGAGGAAACAACAACAACAACAACAACGAAACGACGCGGAGAAAGAUGCGUGAACUCGAUAUGGAUACCACUCAUUCCACGAAACAGUAUUUUGAUGCACGGUCCGGAUGUUUGGAUACUGCUUCGGGUCACAACAACAAGAAGAAGAAGAAGAAGAACAAGAAAAAGGGUGUCAGUUUUGGACAAGGAACCGAGCUCCAAAUAAGUACCGUUAGUUUCAAAAUGGAUGCGCCAUCGGGUGACUUUGACACGGAUUCUUCCGACGAUGAUGAUGACGAGCAGGAGGAAGUGUCGCCGUUUGGUUCCGCCAAUUGAUUGAGUGAACGGCGGAGGACUCGACUCACACUCGAAAUGAAGAGGAGAGGAGAGGAGGACACACAACUGAUGCACAGGAUCAGGCAUGAAUGCAUAUAUAUAUAUGUGGUAUGUAGAUAGCUAGUUCGAUCGAUGGCUAGCGCGUAUGAUGAUAAAACUAAACCAGACUGUAACAGUACGUACACGAACAAAGCAGCCCGGCAACUGUUUUUCUUG
Messenger RNA from Seminavis robusta, 1985 nucleotides. NCBI's taxonomy places the organism in Eukaryota, Bacillariophyta, Bacillariophyceae, Naviculales, Naviculaceae. The record is from the annotation of a GenBank genome assembly.